Molecule: messenger RNA, 1408 nt
Organism: Chaetura pelagica (chimney swift)
Lineage: Eukaryota; Metazoa; Chordata; Aves; Apodiformes; Apodidae
Gene: VDR
Product: vitamin D (1,25- dihydroxyvitamin D3) receptor
Exons: 9
Biological process (GO): positive regulation of transcription by RNA polymerase II; multicellular organism development; cell differentiation
Cellular component (GO): nucleus
Molecular function (GO): zinc ion binding; vitamin D response element binding; nuclear receptor activity
Source: RefSeq, a predicted model, not a curated record
GCACCGCAUCCCCAAGGAGCAGUGGUGGCUGAAGCUUCGGCCCAUCCUCAAAAUCCUGGCCAAGUACAACAUCGAGUUGGACACCUCAGAGAAGGCCCAUCUGGAGCACAUCACACGCAAGGGGCCCAUGGCUGCCAGCACCUCCCUCCCUGACCCCACCAGUGACCUGGACAGGAACGUGCCCCGGAUCUGUGGCGUCUGUGGGGACAAGGCCACCGGUUUCCACUUCAAUGCCAUGACCUGUGAGGGCUGCAAGGGCUUCUUCAGGAGGAGCAUGAAGAGGAAGGCCAUCUUCACCUGUCCCUUCAACGGGGACUGCAGGAUCACCAAGGACAACCGGCGGCACUGCCAGGCCUGCCGGCUGAAACGCUGCGUGGACAUUGGGAUGAUGAAGGAGUUCAUCCUGACGGACGAGGAGGUUCAGAGGAAGCGGGAGAUGAUCCUGAAGCGCAAGGAGGAGGAAGCUCUCAAGGAGAGCUUGAAGCCCAAGCUCUCUGAGGAGCAGCAGAAAGUGAUUGAGAUCCUCCUGGAAGCUCACCGCAAGACCUACGACCCCACCUACUCCGACUUCACCAAGUUCCGGCCCCCCGUGAGGAGCAGCUCCAGCAGCAGGGGGGCAGCCAGGUCCUCCUCCAUCCUCACCCAGGAUCUCUCCUCAGAAGACUCCACCGACCUCUUUGGCUCCGACGCCUUCAGCACAUUCCCAGAGCCUGUGGAGCCCCCAAUGUUCUCCAACCUGGUGCUCUCUGAGGAGAACGACGAGAGCUCCUCCAUGAACAUUGAGUUCUCCCACCUCUCCAUGCUCCCACACUUGGCCGACCUGGUCAGCUACAGCAUCCAGAAGGUGAUUGGCUUUGCCAAGAUGAUCCCAGGAUUCAGGGACCUGACAGCAGAAGACCAGAUUGCCCUGCUCAAGUCCAGUGCCAUCGAGGUGAUCAUGCUGAGGUCCAACCAGUCCUUCACUCUGGAUGACAUGACCUGGACCUGCGGCAGCAACGACUUCAAGUACAGGGUGAGCGACGUGACCCAAGCUGGUCACAGCAUGGACCUGCUUGAGCCACUUGUGAAAUUCCAGGUUGGCUUGAAGAAGCUGAACCUCCACGAUGAAGAGCACGUGCUCCUCAUGGCCAUCUGCAUCCUGUCCCCAGACCGCCCGGGCGUGCAGGACACUUCCCUGGUGGAAUCCAUCCAGGACCACCUCUCCGAGAUCCUCCAGACCUACAUCCGUUGCCGUCACCCCCUCCCGGGGAGUCGCCUCCUCUACCCCAAGAUGAUCCAGAAGUUGGCAGAUCUGAGGAGCCUCAACGAGGAGCACUCCAAGCAGUACAGGUGCCUGUCCCUGCAGCCCGAGCACAGCAUGCAGCUCACCCCCCUGGUCCUCGAGGUCUUUGGCAACGAGAUCUCCUGA